AUGCCCAAAGCCAUGGGGGGUGUUGUGCGCCCCUCGGGGGAUGAGGAGCCUAGCAUGGCACGAGCUGUGGUCCGCAGUGUGGGGGGCUUUACCCUGGGCUUGUCCUUGGCCACGGCCUAUGGGCUUCUGGAACUACUGGUAGAAGGGCACAGCCCCUGGGGCUGCCUGGUAGGCACCCUCACUUUGGCUGCCUUCCUUAGCCUGGGCAUGGGAUUCUCCCGCCAGGUCCGAGUGACUGUCUUCCUGAUGCUGCCCCAGGCCUUCUCCAACCAGGGCCAGACACUGCUGUUGGUGGCUGCCUUUGGAGUGGUGCUACAAGGGCCUUGUGCCAACACCCUGCGCAACUUCACCCGGGCCAGCGAGGCUGUGGCCUGUGGGGCAGAGCUAGCCCUGAACCAGACUGCCGAAGUGCUGCAGCGGGCCAAGCAGCCCCUUGUCAGUGCUCUGAACAAAAUUAAAGCUAUUGCCCAGAAGGCCAAAGAGGUGGCUGACCGGGUCCGUAAGUUAUUUCGGUCAAUCAUGGAUGGUGUGAAGCAUGUAGCCAGGGCCCUUCGGAACGUGUGGUAUUGGCUCCUGCACAUCGGCGACGUGUGCAACUCGGAGCUGGGCAAUCCUUACUCGAAAUGCGCACGGGUUUUCGAUGACGCCAAGGACAGCUGCAUGAAGGUCAUACCACAAGCCUACCACCUGUGUUACGUGCUCAUGCCCUUCAAACUGGUGCUCUGUGGACUUGCCAGCGUGGUCCAGGUGUUCUGCGUCAUCCCCAAGUACAUCCAACCUUUCUUGCGCAAGACCAUUGGCACCCCUGUGAUGAAGUUGAUUAACCGGGUGCGUCAGGAGUUUGAAUUCAACAUGACAGCCACCCACCACUUCUCUGUGGACCUCAAUGCCUCUCGGAGCCUGUCACAGGUAGCUUUGGACCUGCAUGAGGCUAUCAGCAUGAAGCUGCUCCGCGCCCGGGAGGCCCUGGCUCUGCUGGGCUAUGCCACACCUCUGUUGCUCGUGCUUCUCUACCUCCAAGCCCUGUUUUACCGCUACUGUUACCUGAACUGGGACCAUUACGACAACAUCUACAUCACCAGCCAGUUCCUGCGCAUGGAGACUGUCCGCUCCAAGGCAGGAUUGCCCACAGUGCUACCACUCAGUGCUCAUGAGGCCACACACUACAUCCAGCCAGGCUCCAUCUUCUUGUCCCGAUGGGAGCAAAUUUUCUGUGUCCUGAAGACCUUCAACCUUAUCCGACACCUCCUCCUCAUGCUGUUCCUGGUCUUCCUGGACUAUGCUGUCUUUUGGGUUCUAGACCUAGCCCGGUACCAGCUGCAGGGGGAGAUCGUGGCCCGCAGCCCUGUGUUGGUAUCUAUAACUGUAGAAGGGACUGGCUAUACUGGGAAUAUUUACCGUGACCUGGUGUCAGCAUUUGAUGUCCUGCAGCAAGGCAACAUCAGCAUCUUGUCCCAGCGCUGCCUCCUGCAUCCCUUGGAGCCUGACGCCACUGGUUACCUAGUCAUCGGCAUCAUGUACGGCCUGUGCUUCUUCGUCACUGUGUUUGGCAGCUAUGUCAGUCGGCUGCGGCGAGUCAUCUGUGCCUCCUACUACCCAUCCCGGGAGCAGGAGAGGAUCGUCUACCUCUACAACGUACUUCUAAGCCGCCGAACCAACCUGUUGGCUGCUCUAAGCAGAACUGUGAGGCGGCGGGCAGCUGACCAGGGCCACACAAGUGCCCUCCAUGUGCUGGCCAGCCGGUGUCCCUGCCUGGGUUCAUUUGUCAGCCACUUUUGGCCGCAUCGGGCCUACUGCCUGGGCUGUGGGCAGCCCCAGGAUGAGGGGGACAUGGAGAACUUUGUGUCCUGCAGUACCCCAGGCUGCCGAGGUCUCUACUGCCUUGACUGCUUCCGCCUCCUAAACAGCACCUGCUCUGUGUGUGCAUCUCCCCUCUCCUACCAGGGGGACCUGGACCUGGAGCUGGACUCUAGUGACGAUGAGAGCCCCCAGCUAUGGCUGGCUGCAGCUCGAAGAAAGGACACUGAGCAGGAGUGGUUACUGCAGCAACUGUUGGAAGAAGCACUGGACAAAAGCCUCUCGAUGGAGUCUAACUCCAAGAUCAGUUACCUGGAUGAGAAGGGGCCUCAGCAGAGGACGCACUGGCAGCAGACCUCACCUGAAGCCCAUCAAUCUGCCAGCAUUCCCAAGAUCCCUGAGCCCCACACACUACCUCAGGAACUCUCUGCCCACAAAGCAGUCCCCUCCCCAGCUUCAGAACCCCCAGUCCUGCUGUCAGCUCCCUUUCCUGUUGAUCCCUCCAACCCACCUCAAAAAUAA
Molecule: messenger RNA, 2319 nt
Organism: Cynocephalus volans (Philippine flying lemur)
Lineage: Eukaryota; Metazoa; Chordata; Mammalia; Dermoptera; Cynocephalidae
Gene: DCST2
Product: DC-STAMP domain containing 2
Exons: 15
Coding region: 1-2319 (772 amino acids)
Cellular component (GO): membrane
Source: RefSeq, a predicted model, not a curated record